Molecule: messenger RNA, 510 nt
Organism: Nicotiana tabacum (common tobacco)
Lineage: Eukaryota; Viridiplantae; Streptophyta; Magnoliopsida; Solanales; Solanaceae
Source: RefSeq, a predicted model, not a curated record
AUGCAACAUCAUAUAUGCACAUCACAUGUGACUUGGCACAAACCUGAGGAUGGAUUUCUCAAGAUGGACAGUGCCCUCUGCAAUCCAGGCAAAAUUGGUGUAGGAGAAAUUAUUAAAAAUCAUCUAAGGAGAUUUAUCCAUGCCAUAGCAAGUCCACUUGGAGAAGGAACCAAUAACAUGGUAGAAAUUGAAGCAGCUAUUAUUGGCAUGAAGUGGUUCCUAGAGAACUGCCACUUCAAAGUGCAUUUAGAAGCUGACUCGGCACUACUUGUUCAUUGGAUCAACCAUGAAUCCGAGCCUCCUUGGAGUAUAGAGAUGCAGCUGCAGAAGCGGAUUGACCUCAGCUCCCAGUGUCAUAAAUUCAAAUGCUCUCAUGUUUAUUGGGAAGCUAAUUUUCCUGCUGAUUCUUUAACUAAGCUCAGCCAUGAUCUCUCCCUCAAAUCACCCGUUUUGAGAACAUUCUUGACCUUCCCAGGCAAAUCAGAGGUCGAAUCAGACUUGACCAAAUGA